AUGGUGGACGUCGCGCUUCAGCAGAUGGAGGCCAUGCUGCGGGCUCUGAUGAGCACAGACAACGCCGUGCGCAACCAGGCGGAGGAGGCGCUCGCGCAGGCCCGGCAGGCGCCGGACUCGCUUUUUAGUGCGCUCAUCGCCAUGCUGCGCAGCAACCAGGACGAGCAGGUGCGCUCGCUCGCGGCGGUGCUGCUGCGCAAGGAGAUCAUCCGGCUGCUGGCGCAGUCGGCCGACGCGCAGGGAGUGACCGUCUCGACGCAGGUCAAGGCGCUGCUCAAGAGCGAGCUCCUCGCCUGCAUCGAGCAGGAGCCGCAGCGGUCCAUCCGGAAAAAGGCGUCGGAUGUGGUGGGGCAGCUGGCCAUCAACAUCAUGAGCAACGACCCGUCCGGCUGGCCCGAGCUCUUCCCGUGGAUGCUCGAGGGCACCCGCUCGACCAACGUGCCGCUGCACGAGGCGGCGCUCGCCAUCUUCAACACGCUGUCCGAGUUCAUCGCCGAGAAGAUGGCCGCGCACCACGGCAUGCUCCUCGACGUCUUCCGCUCCUCGCUGCAGGCGCAGCAGGAGCUGUCCGUCCGCAACGCGGCGCUGCGCGCGCUCGCCUCCUUUCUGAUGGCGCUCUCGGAGCCGUCACAGCGGGUGCCGUUCCAGGAGCUGGUGCCGCUGAUGCUGCAGACCAUCUCGGACGCGCUCGCGCGCGGCAUGGAGGACGAGUGCCGCGAGGCGCUCGAGGUCUUCGUCGAGGUUGCCGAGUCGCAGACCAAGUUUCUGAAGAGGCACCUUGCCGAGUGCGUCACCGGCGCGCUCGCACCCCGCCGGCCGCUCGCGUGCGUCGACGGCUCGGCCUUUCUGCUGACGAUCGCCGAGGGCGCGCCGACGCUCGCGCGCAAGAUGCCUCGCUUCUGCGCCGACACGGUGCCGGUCGCGCUGGCGAUGAUGCUCGAGCUGGAGUGCGACACGGCGCAGGAGCUGCAGGAGUGGGAGGACGAGGACGAGGACGAGGAGGACACCGAGGUGACCAACUACGACGUUGGCGAGGAGGCGCUCGACCGGCUCGCCAUCGCGCUCGGCGGAAAGGCGAUGAUGCCCGUCCUCUUCGGAAUCAUCCAGGAGUGGUUCCCGUCGGACGACUGGAAGAAGCGGCACGCUGCGCUCAUGGCCAUCUCCCAGUCGGGCGAGGGCUGCGAGGCCCAGAUGGCCAAGCAGCUCGAGCCCAUCGUCACCACCAUCGUCACCCGCUUCGGCGACGCCCACCCGCGCGUCCGCUGGGCGGCCAUCAACACCAUCGGCCAGAUGUCGACCGACUUUGGGCCGCAGCUGCAGGCCAAGCUGCACUCGUGCGUCCUCCCCGCCCUCGUCUCGGCGAUGGACGACGGCUGCAAGCGCGUCAAGGCCCACGCGGCCGCCGCCGAGCUGCUGCGCAACUCUGGCGGCAAGGAGUACCGCAUGCUGCGCGGCAAGGCGAUGGAGUGCAUCUCGCUGAUCGGCGUCGCCGUCGGCAAGGACAAGUUCGGCCCCGACGCCAAGGACGUGAUGGAGCUGCUCAUCAAGACGCAGCAGGGCGCCGAGCUCGACACGGACGACCCGCAGGUCUCCUUCAUGCUGCAAGCCUGCGCGCGCAUCUGCAAGUGCCUCGGCGAGCACUUCCAGCCGUACCUGCCGUUCGUCAUCCCGCCGCUGCUCGCGUCGGCGCAGCUCGACCCCGAGCUGCACGUGACGGACGUGGACGACGAGGACGGCGACCAGGAGGACGAGGAGGGGAUGGAGAGCGUGACGGUCAACAUCCGCGGGCAGGGCAACAAGCGGAUCACCAUCCGCACCUCUGCGCUCGAGGAGAAGGCGACGGCGUGCAGCAUGCUGCACUCGUACGUGGCCGACCUCAAGGAGGCCUUCUUCCCGUACGUGCAGGAGGUGGCCACCAUCCUAGUGCCGCUGAUCAAGUUCCAGUACAUGGACGAGGUGCGCACCGCCGCGAUGAUGGCGAUGCCCGAGCUGCUCGACUCGUGCAUCCUCGCCCUCGCUAAGGGGGCGAGCGGCGCGUCGGCGGCGCUGGUCAGCCAGCUGCUCUGCUUCAUGCUCGAGCCGAUCCUGGAGCAGCUCAAGGCGGAGCCGGACGUGGAGACGCUCGCCUGCCAGCUCGAGGCCUUCGGGGAGCUGCUCGCGCACGGCGGCAGCUGCGAGCACGCCAAGCUCAGCGCGGAUCAGAUCCAGAAGAGCACAGAGGCGGCGGGGAAGCUCUUCGAGGUGUACCAGUCGGGCUACCUGCCCUACUUUGACUCGCUGCUGAUGCCGACCGUGUCCGAGAUGCUGCAGCCCACCGCGAUCGCCUCCUCGCGCGCCGCCGCCCUCUGCCUCUUUGACGACGUGAUUGAGCACUGCUCCGCCGACGGCGGCUCGAGCCGCUACAUCGCCGGCAUCUUCCCCGCGCUGCUGCAGUACAUGGGCGACGAGACGACCGAGGUGCGGCAGGCGGCGGCGUACGGCAUCGCGAUGCUCGGCGAGCGGUGCAACGACGCCACCUUCACCGAGGCGAUGAUGCAGCAGGCGGCGCAGGCGCUGGUCCUCGCGGUGGACGCGCCGGGCGCGUGGGAGGAGGAGCACGCUUCGGCGUCGGACAACGCCAUUUCUGCGCUCGGCAAGAUUUGCAAGCGCUCCGACGCCAUCGGCGCGGUGGGCUGGCCGCGCUGGCUCGAGGCGCUGCCGCUGCGCGCCGACCGGGAGGAGGCGCGGCACGUGCACGCGACGCUGUGCGAGCAAGUCGAAAAGUCGAACACGCAGCUCCUCGGCGCGAACCACGAGCGGCUGCCUGACGUGAUCUGUGUCUUUGGCCGGCUGCUCGGCACCGACCUGAUCGCCGACGAGUACCUGCCGCGGAUCGGGCACCUCCUCAAGCAGGCGCGGACGCGGACGCGGCCUGGCCCCUCCCGGUCGGCCGCACCCCCUCACCCUCCCUCUCCGCCUCUCGCCGCGCAGGUGCACAGCGGGCUGCCGCAGGUGCUCCAGCAGCUGCCGUCGCACCCCAAAUUCGCGCUCCUGUCCGAGGAGAACCGCGCUGAGCUGGAGAAGGCCCUCUCGAGCUGA
Messenger RNA from Emiliania huxleyi CCMP1516, 3078 nucleotides. RefSeq lists its product as hypothetical. Gene Ontology annotation, biological process: protein import into nucleus. The record is from RefSeq and is a predicted model, not a curated record. Gene Ontology annotation, molecular function: nuclear import signal receptor activity; small GTPase binding. Gene Ontology annotation, cellular component: cytoplasm; nucleus. NCBI's taxonomy places the organism in Eukaryota, Haptophyta, Isochrysidales, Noelaerhabdaceae. Bases 1 to 3078 code for a protein of 1025 amino acids. The transcript has 6 exons.